AUGUCGCCGACCGGGUCAACGGCGUCGCAAGCGUCGCCGUCCGGGUCAACGCGAAUCGCACGGAGCACGGUUGUCCUGUCGGGCGCUGCGGCGGCGGCGCGGAAAAGAGGGUCGAGCCGCGGAGGGUCGAUCUGUCAGGAGCUGCUGCCGAGCCUGUGGGAGGAGGAGGACGAGCGCGCGGAAGGAACGGCGGCGGUUGCGGACGAUGGCGCGAAAUCUCGCGGGGUGGCGGAGACGCCGGCGGAAGAUGCGGAGACGCCGGAGGAAGCGGAGGCGGACAUUACUGGCGACGGCGGGGACAGAUCCGAGUAUUAUGCGCGGAGGAAAAGCGGAAGUGCGAUUCCGCGGAGUCGGGAACGAUGGCAGGCGGAGGACGAUGCGGGGAGAGUCCCCGCUACCGCCCCCGCCUCCCCCUCCCCCUCCGCCUCCGCCGUUCCGCGUGUUCCGAGCCCCACGGGGCUUCCGCCGCGGCCGAUGUCCCCGUCAGAAGCAGACUCGUACAGCUCGUUACAGUCACGUCACGCGCAAAUGUCCCCGACUACGUCCCCGCCGAACCACCGCCGCUCGCACAGCAGCGGAACCUUUCUCUGGGGGGGCGGAAUGAUGGGGGGAGGGCUUGGGCUUCCGCAUACGAGCCCGCGAACCAGCGGGUUUGGCUCAGGUGGCGCGGGUUUUGCAGGCAGCGGCGCGCAUUUGCCCCCGCUUAGCCCCAGGGCGGGCGGAAAGGGGGGCGGCGGGCCUUGCCCCUUGCCCAGCCCCAUUGGGCGGAGCAAAACGACUGGCGGAAGUUCCGCGAGAGUUCCCGUGGGCGGGCUGGUUGCUGACGUGGCAAGCCUCCCCAGAAGCCGUACUACAUAUGCGGCGAUGGGGGAAGGCGGAGGAGGGGGAGCGGGGGGAGGAGGAGGAGGAGCGGGUGGAGGAGGAGGAGGAGCGGGGGGAGGGGGACGUGGGGGGAUGGGGAGAGAAGUUCGGGCGGGGGGCGGAGGGGGGAACCCCCCCUCAAUGAAUCGGGGGAAGGGCACGGGCGGAGGGGGUGGCGGGGUGCCUCGAAGCGCGAGCAGCGGGAACGUGGCGGGAAUGGGGCAGAGUGGCGCAAGCAUGGGUUUUACCCCCACGAUGGGUACGGUGCUUGAUGCUGGGAUGGGGGGAACAGGGGUGCCUCGCAGCGCGAGCAGCGGGAACGUGGCGGGAAUGGGGCAAAGUGGGGCGGGCAUGGCGGUGAGCGGUGCGGGCAUGGGGUUUACCCCCACCAUGGGUACGAUGCUUGAUCCCGCGCGGGGAAGUGGGGGGGUGCCUAGAAGCGCGAGCAGCGGGAAUAUGGCGGGGAAUAUGGGCGGCAGCAUGGGCGGCAACAUGGGCGGCAUGGGCGGCAACAUGGGCGGUAUGGGGUUCACUCCCACCAUGGGCACGGUGCUUGGGAGUGCAGGGGUGCCUCGAAGCGCCAGCAGCGGGAAUAUGGAUGGCAUGGGCGGGAAUGGCGCAGGGAUGAGCGGGAGCGGCGUGGGCAUGAGCGGGAGUGGCGGGGGAACAAGGCUCAGUGGAUUGCAAUUGGGGUCACCUGGUGCGCAUAAAGGGGGCGCGCACAGGAGAACAAGCAGCGUUAGCAGCGGUGGCGGUGGUGGUGGUGGUGCUGGUGGUGGCGCUGUGAUGCAACAGCAGCACGGGUACAGCCUGAGCAGCCCUGGCAGCAGUGGACUUACCGGGCGACACAGGAGAUUGGCCAGUACAAGCUACCACCUUGAUUCCACCUCCACGAACCUUCCUGACACCAGUAGGAACCUUCCUGAUAGCAGCAGGCCCAAGGGAUUCCGGACGCCGAGAAUCGUUCUUCCUCACCACGACAGCAUCAGCCCUGCCACGUCACCGCCCUCCACCAGCCCACGUGGCAGCAGCAGCAGCAGCCUCGCUCCCGGUGACACGUCACUCAAAUCGCCACCCUGCACCAGCCCGCCCAAUGCCAGUCCACGUGGCACACCGUCCUCCCCCAGUUACCGCCUCCCUCCCCAUAAGUCUCCUGCCGCUGCUGCACAUGCCGCCUCGCUUCAAGGCCGAGUGCCCGGACCAGCACAGUUACUAGGAGGCUUUACAGGAGCAGCAGCAGCAGCACCAUCCGUACCCACGAGCUUUUCUCGCUCUCCCAGGCACCGAAGCCCCAGUGUGCUCAGCCCGAGCCUGCACAGCCCGAGCCUCCCCAGCCCGAAGCUGAGAAGCCCGCGCCUACCCAGCCCCGGCGUCAUCCGAACCGGCAGCUCAAGUCCGGUAGGCAUCGCCCCGAGCAACGUAAUCGGCUUCUCCUCGCCAACUUACCUCCCUAGUCCAGCUUCCUCGGCGUCUUUAAAUGCUAAUAGUCCGUACGCGAAUUACCCGUAUACCCCAGGGGGGGGUAGCGUGGUGCAUAGCCCGCAAUCCAUGGCUGCUCUAGCCGAGAGGGACAAGCAAAAGCUAGCGGAAAUUCAGAGCUUCUUUGCUUCGGGAUCCGGAGGGCUAGGCUCGGGAAGGCGAGGUUCGGGGCAGUGGGGGGUGGGAGGAACCACACCGCUCCAGUCACCCAGGCCUGGGAUCUCCCCCAAUACCUCUCCUCCUGUCAAUUCACCCUCGAAAGGAGGAGGCGGAGGCGGAGGAGGAGGGAGAGGAGGAAGAGGAGGGGAGAGGGGAGGUAUGGGGUUGUUUCUGGGACCCAUUCGCACGCCGAGUCCGAGUGAGUAUUACCGGCUUGCUUCGCCUGCUGGUGGGUGGAUGGGAGGGGCGUGGGGACGAGGGGAGGGAGAGCAGGACGAGGAGGAGGGCGAGGAGGGGGAGGAGGGUGAGGAGGAAGGGGAGGAGGAGGACUGGGGGAGGUACAUGGGUGGUGAGGCUUAUGAGGUGAAUGAGGAAGGGGAGGGAGAGGAGGGGGCAGCUGACACAGCAGGAGCAGCAGGAGGAGCAGCAGAAAAGGCUGUCAGAGCAGAAGGAGGAAAGGCGGACGCAAGAACAGUGGUGCAAGCGGGGGGAGCAAGAGGAGGACAGUCAGACGUGAAAGCGAUGGUGCAAGCAGCUCUGGCGGAGUGGCGGAGGAAGGAGGAGGCGGCAAUGCAGCAGCAGGCAGCGUCGGUUCUGGGCAGGGGACUUUCGGACGUGCGGAAGGUGUAUCAGCUGGGGAAGGAGCUGGGGCGCGGGAACUUUGGGGUGAUAAGGGAGGCGGUGGAUUGGGUGUCUGGGGAGCGGUUUGCCUGCAAGAGCGUCAACAAGAAACGGCUUGAGCUGGGAAAGGAGCUGGGGCGGGGCAACUUCGGGGUGAUCAGGGAGGCUGUGGAUUGGGUGUCUGGGGAGCGACUCGCGUGCAAGAGUGUCAACAAGAAACGACUGGAGUACUCCUACCUUUCUUGCCUCUCCUCUCCCUCACCUUCCCUGCUCUCCUCCCUUUGUCCUUUUCCAUUCCAGUGCCUGGAUGACCUUGAAGAUCUGAGGAGGGAGGUGGAGUGCCUGGAUGACCUUGAAGAUCUGAGGAGGGAGGUGGAGUGCCUGGAUGACCUUGAAGAUCUGAGGAGGGAGGUGGAGUGCCUGGAUGACCUUGAAGAUCUGAGGAGGGAGGUGGAGUGCCUGGAUGACCUUGAAGAUCUGAGGAGGGAGGUGGAGUGCCUGGAUGACCUUGAAGAUCUGAGGAGGGAGGUGGAGUGCCUGGAUGACCUUGAAGAUCUGAGGAGGGAGGUGGAGUGCCUGGAUGACCUUGAAGAUCUGAGGAGGGAGGUGGAGUGCCUGGAUGACCUUGAAGAUCUGAGGAGGGAGGUGGAGUGCCUGGAUGACCUUGAAGAUCUGAGGAGGGAGGUGGAGUGCCUGGAUGACCUUGAAGAUCUGAGGAGGGAGGUUGAGGUGAUGCGGUUGCUGAAAGGCCAUCCCAACAUUGUGUCGCUCGUGGAUACCUAUGAAGAUGACAUGGACGUGCACAUUGUGGUGGAGCUGUGCGAGGAUGGGGAGAUCUUCUCCACUUGUGAACCCACCCCUCCUUCUCUUGUCCGCUCACCCCUACCCCACCCCCCUCCUCCCCCCCCCCCUCAGGACGUGCACAUAGACGUGCACAUAGUAAUGGAGCUGUGCGAGGGCGGAGAGCUCUUCGACGGUAUUGUCGCAUGCAACCACUUGCAAACCCUGCCUCCCUUUACUUGCCCGCCUACCUACACCCACCAACUUUAUCCCCCCUUCCCCUCUGCCCCACCCCAGGACGUGCACAUAGUGAUGGAGCUGUGCGAGGGAGGAGAGCUCUUUGAUCGCAUCGUCGCACGCAACCACUUCAGCGAGCGGCAAGCGGCACAGGUGUGCCGCACCCUGGCCGAUGUUCUUCGCUACUGCCACUCCCACCACAUUCUCCACCGCGACUUAAAGCCCGAGAACGUGCUGCUCGUCUCCACGCGCAGCGACACGCGCGUGAAGGUGAUCGAUUUCGGCAUGGCCUACCGCUUUCAGGAAGGCGAGCGCUGCACGCAGCGCGCCGGCACUCCCAACUACAUCUCCCCGGAGGUUAUCGCAAAGAAUUACGGGACCGAGGCGGACGUGUGGAGCUUAGGAGUGAUUCUGUAUGUCAUGCUGUGCGGGCUGCCGCCGUUCUGGGGCGAUUCGACGGAGGAGAUCUUCUCGAGUAUUCUGUACGAGCCGUUGGAUCUGGAGACCGAGCCUUGGCCGGACGUGUCUGCCGCUGCUAAGGACUUGGUUCGGCGGAUGCUGUGCCGGAGGUUCGACGAGCGGAUCACGGUGCCGGAGAUACUGAGUGAGUUGGCGUCUGGGGGGCUGAUUGGAGGGUUGCUUGCGUUGCUGCUCACUCCCCUUUGUGCUGUACGGUGCUGUGUCGGAGGUUCGACAGGCGGAACACGGUCCCCGAGACACUGA
Molecule: messenger RNA, 4860 nt
Organism: Closterium sp. Naga37s-1
Lineage: Eukaryota; Viridiplantae; Streptophyta; Zygnematophyceae; Desmidiales; Closteriaceae
Source: the annotation of a GenBank genome assembly